This is a messenger RNA of Trichomonas vaginalis G3, 1023 nucleotides long. Its product is annotated as protein serine/threonine/tyrosine kinase protein. Gene Ontology annotation, cellular component: nucleus. The coding region runs from base 1 to 1023 and encodes 340 amino acids. Lineage: Eukaryota; Parabasalia; Trichomonadida; Trichomonadidae. Gene Ontology annotation, molecular function: protein kinase activity; ATP binding. Gene Ontology annotation, biological process: protein phosphorylation. The record is from RefSeq and is a predicted model, not a curated record. The transcript has a single exon.
AUGACAAAAGAAGAAGAUACUGAAAACGAUCGACUUAAAUUGAAAGAAGGAGAUAUAAUAGCAAAUGAGUAUCGUGUAGUAUCAGAAUAUCAUCCAGGUAUAUCCUCCAAUGUGUAUCGCUGUGUGAAUAUUAAGAACAACACUGAAGUUGCGAUCAAGUGUUUUAGGAAUAGCGAAAUGUCAUCUACACACUUCAUGAAAUCAAUAGCUUUAUAUAAAAAUCUGCAAAAAAUGAAAGAUUUUAAUGAACAUUUUUGCGAUUUUUUUGCAUGGUUCUAUUUCGAUGAACAUCCUUGCAUUGUAAUAGAAAGAUAUGGUCCUUCGCUAUAUGAUGUUAUGAAAUUCAAUCAUUUUAGAGGCUGGCGCUUAGAAACGAUUAGACAAGUUUUAACUCAAACAAUACAAGCGUUAAUUCUAUUGAGAAAUGCUGGGAAAUUACAUGGAGAUAUCAAAUUAGAGAAUAUUUUGAUAGAUCCAAAUAUUAGAGUAUCAGAAUCCGAUAUUUUUCUUAACACAGGCAAACCACAGCCAAAAUACGUGCAAGUAAAGCUAAUAGAUAUGGAAACGACUCAUAAUUAUUAUCAAUGGGGGAGUGGAACAAUAACAACGAUUUAUUACCGUGCACCCGAGACAAUUCUUGGUAUACCAUGGGGAAGAGAGGUUGAUAUUUGGUCUCUUGGGUGUUUAGCUCUUGAAAUGUGCGUUGGAAAGAUUUAUUUUGCUUAUUCAGAUCUUAGCUCAUUUUUAUUUGCGAUUCAACAUCUAAUAGGUCCUUUUCCAGAUAAAAUGAUUAAUGACUGCACAAUUCCAAUGUUUAAGAGAUUAUUUGAAAAUGGAAUUUUGAAUCCGAAAUAUAUCGGUCAAAAAGAUUAUGAUGAGAUCAAUACUAAAAUUCCUUUAUAUAGAAUUGAUAUGGAUCAUGAUUUGAAGGAUUUGAUCAUGAAUAUGUUAUCAAUCGAUCCACUUGCAAGGCCAACGCUUGAUGAUCUUCUUUUACAUCCAUUUUUAAGGCCACCUGAAUGA